Leptosomus discolor (cuckoo roller) is the source of this 1398-nucleotide messenger RNA. RefSeq names its product centrosomal protein 55 (gene CEP55). Gene Ontology annotation, cellular component: midbody. Gene Ontology annotation, biological process: regulation of phosphatidylinositol 3-kinase/protein kinase B signal transduction; mitotic cytokinesis; establishment of protein localization. NCBI's taxonomy places the organism in Eukaryota, Metazoa, Chordata, Aves, Leptosomiformes, Leptosomidae. The record is from RefSeq and is a predicted model, not a curated record.
AUGAAUUCCAAGACCGCCAAAGAUAUAAUUAUCGGCAGGUGGGGCUUAAAGUCGGGCAGGUCUAGACCUGAGAGUUCUCCCGAGAAGUGUAAGCAGGAGAACGCUGCCCCGGGAAAGUCAACGGAGGAGGUCGAUGGAGGAGAAAACCAACUGCUCGAUCCGGAAAGGAGCAGGCUCCGGGAGAAAAUACUUUCCCUUGAAAAAGAAAAAGAAAAACACAACCAUCUUCUUGGAGAGAAGGACAAAGAAAUCCAAAAUCUGAAAGACAAGCUUAGGUCCAAAAACAAGAAUAGCGAAGUCAUCUUAUUACAAAAACAACUAGAGGAAAAAACAAAGGAAGGAGAAAGGAGAGAACAGUUACUUUGUUCUCUCUCAGAAGAAAUGAACCGGUUAAAAUGUAAUUUAUCCACUGUUACUGCAAAAUGUUCUGAGCUUGAAAACCAAGUGGGUACUUCUCGGGCAUCCCAGGAAGCUGUAACAAACAGCACUGGAUCACCAACUCAUCUUCAUGAAGUUGAAAAACAACUGAAAGAUGCUCUUGAGAAGAACCAACAGUGGCUACUGUAUGAUCAGCAACGUGAAGCGUAUGUCAGGGGACUGCUUGGAAGAAUCUUUGAACUUGAACAGAAGUCAGAAAUAGUUAGCCGACAAGAAUCUAAAGAAUUAAAUUCAGAAGGUCAUCUACAAGAGGAAAAGCAAAAAUACUAUGACCAGCUGUUACUAACUGCUAAGAGUGAUCUUGAGACCGAAAGACGCACUGUAACCCAGCUGAGAUCUGAACUUAACGAAUUAAAAAAGAAGUAUGAAGAAACACAAGGAGAAAGAACAAGUUUAAAUGCCUUAUUGCAGUCACAACAGGCUGCUGAAAUGAAGACUCUAGAAAAUGAAAAUAAAAUGAAAGGAGAGAAAGUGCAGAGACUAAAACAAGAAAAUGAAACUAUUAAGGGACAGCUUAGAGAAGAAAAGAAGAAGUCUGAAGAUCUUUUAUGUCAGGUGCAACUUCUUCGUAAGUCAUUGCCCAAACAGCAGGAGGAACGCACUAGGAUAGCUUUGUUGGAACAACAGAUCCAGAUAUGCACCGCAGACUUUGAGAAUGAAAAGCUUGAUCGCCAGAACUUGCAGCAUCAGUUAAACAAAGUCCUUAAGGAACUGCGCAAGGCCAGGGAGCAAAUAACCCGUCUGGAACCUCUGAAACUCCAGGAACCUGGAUGUAUGGAAUGCCAAGAAGAUUUGCAAGCUGCGUUUGAAGAGAAGCUGACCAUGUAUGACAGAAGUCCUUCCUGUUUCAACUCAAGCCUUCUUGAUGAAAGUUUUCUUGAGUGUCCCAGGUGUAAAGUGCAGUAUCCAACCAGUCAGCAUCGAGAAUUACUAGCGCAUAUUGACUUUUGUACUGCUUGA